ACGCGCUGUGACUACCAAGCACAAACUGCAGUCUCACUCUCCUCCCCCUUCUGUCUCUCUUCGUACUCUCUUUCCCACCUCUUGUGUCUGUCCUUCUUUCUGUCGUUCUUUCCGUCAUUUCUGUGUCUUACUCAUUCCUUUUCCUUCACUCAGCUCAUUCACCCAUCUCCUCCUGGGUCCCUGUGCUGUGGCCUUUCUCCUCCCUCUCCUCCUCCUGUCAGUGCUGCUCUUGCCUCCCCAUCACAGACAUAUUCAACCUCUCUUCUCCUUCCUACUCCGUUUGGAGAUUUGAACCAGAACACACUUGCACAUAGCAUAACACACGCCUUGUCCUGCGUGGGAAAAACAUGUCUGCUAUUCUGGACCUGGACCAGAUUGCAUGCUGUGGGAAUGAAGUGGAGCAUGACAUCGAGACUCCUCAUGGUGUCCUUCAUGUGACGAUGAGAGGCGUUCCCAAGGGCAACAGGCCCGUCAUCCUCACCUAUCACGACAUAGGGUUGAACCACAAGUCGUGCUUCAACACCCUGUUCAACUAUGAGGACAUGCAGGAGAUCACGCAGCACUUUGCAGUGAUCCACGUGGACGCUCCGGGGCAGCAGGAAGGAGCCCCUCCCUUCCCCAGGGGGUACUGCUACCCCACCAUGGAUGAGCUGGCUGAAAUGCUGCCCUCUGUGAUGACUCAGCUCAGCAUCAACAGUGUGAUUGGCAUCGGCGUGGGAGCAGGAGCGUACGUCCUAACCCGCUUUGCUCUGAACAAUCCCACUCUGGUUGAAGGUCUGGUGUUGAUUAAUGUCGACUCCUGUGCUGAGGGAUGGAUCGACUGGGCAGCGUCAAAGCUGUCUGGGUGGACCAGUAAUUUGGUCGACAUCGUCAUGGCCCAUCACUUCAGCACAGAUGAACUGACUGAUAACCAGGAGCUGAUUCAGACCUACCGUCUCCAUAUCGCCCAUGACAUCAACCAGGACAACCUGGCUCUCUUCUGUGGCUCCUAUCAAUAUCGCCGUGACUUGGAGAUCGAGAGGCCAGUUGUGGGGCUGAACGAGGACACUGUCAACACACUAACAUGUCCUGCUUUGUUGGUGGUCGGUGACACAUCACCUGCUGUGGAUCCUGUGGUGGAGUGCAAUUCAAGGUUAAACCCAACCAAGACCACCCUGCUGAAGAUGGCUGACUGUGGAGGUUUACCACAGGUGGUUCAGCCGGGGAAACUGGCCGAAGCCUUCAAGUAUUUUGUUCAAGGCAUGGGCUACAUUCCCUAUGUUCUUCUCAGUCACCUGAGCAACGAGUCAGUGCCCUCUGCAGGAAUGAGCCGUCUCGCUCGCUCCCGCACCACCUCCUCCUCCAGCAUCACCUCCAUGGAGAGCAGUCGCAGUCGCAACAAUCUCAACAGCCUGCUGGACAGCAGCGGCACUGCGGGUCUGGACAACCAGUGUAGACCUCAGACCAUGGAGGUGUCCUGCUAAA
Cynoglossus semilaevis (tongue sole) is the source of this 1464-nucleotide messenger RNA. RefSeq names its product ndrg family member 3a (gene ndrg3a). The record is from RefSeq and is a predicted model, not a curated record. Lineage: Eukaryota; Metazoa; Chordata; Actinopteri; Pleuronectiformes; Cynoglossidae. The transcript has 15 exons. The coding region runs from base 348 to 1463 and encodes 371 amino acids.